AUGGUUGGAGGCUGCAGCGAGGGACUAUUCAUCAGGCACUGUUGGAAGUUCCUGACCAACGAGGAUCUGGAGAUGGUGUGCCGCAGUGACUCGUCCGCGGCUAGAUCCCUUGCAGGUCGAGUGGGUGUCGGACGAACACGACACAUUGCUGCAAGACUCCUAUGGCUUCAACAGAAAGUGAGUACCAAAGAGUUGAGGGUCACUGGAAUUCCUACAGCAGUCAACACUAGUGACAUCGGCACAAAGAUCCUGAGCAAAGCAAGGAUGAGUGGAUUGAAGUAUCUCAUCAAAAUGAUCAACGGGGAUGACGAGAAGAUUGGGUAUGCCGAGUACCAGGAGAUAAAGAUGAAGGAGGAGCUGAAGAAGAACACGGGCAAGAUGGCCAAGAGCUUGGGAGCAAAUGCAAAAGUGGCAGUGGUGAUCGCACUAUCCCUGCUGCAGAGUGGCCAGAGUGCAGAAGUUGGAGAGCAUGAGACUGAAGAGAACGAGGGCACGGAGGCAUGGUGGGUUCGGCUACUGAUCACCGUGAUCUGUUUAGCAGGAGAAGUUGGAGACAAUGAUGCGGAUGGCCCGCAUGUGAGAAGGGAAGUACAAGAAGUCACAAGCCAGCAUGAGCAGUCACAAUACGAGAAUGACCCUGAGAAAGUGAACAUGCAAUGGCAGAUAGUGCACCUGGAAGUGGCUGUGGCUGAACAAGAAGAGAAAUUGAAAGAAGCUCGAGAUGAACGUGAUCGUCAAUCACGUGAAGUGGUGAGGAUGUACAACAUGUGCGCCGAGCUACGCUUUGAGCUCGAAGUAGUGAAGGAAGAAAGAGAUGAAGCAAGGAAGAAAGCCAUCCGAGUGGCCGGAAACGAUGACGAGCGAGCCCAAGAGAUGGAAAGGAUGUCAGAAGAUGUGGCUCGAGCAUGGGAAGUCACUGAAGAGUGGAAGAAACGAGCCAAAGAAUGUGAGAAACAAGCACAAGAUGAACUGAGGAGACGCCUGCAGGAAGCCAAGUUCACCUUAGAUCGAAGAACAAUUUCAUCGAAGAUGAUA
Messenger RNA from Durusdinium trenchii, 1035 nucleotides. NCBI's taxonomy places the organism in Eukaryota, Dinophyceae, Suessiales, Symbiodiniaceae. The record is from the annotation of a GenBank genome assembly.